ACUGUUCUCUUAUUCAUUGGCUAAAAAGAAAUAUUGAAAUGAGACAGUAGGAGGGCGUGGUCAUAAUGAACAAGAUCUAAGAUGGCGGUGUUUAAACAAGACAAACUUCCAAGUUUUCUAAAAGCUAGAUAAGAGAGAGGAGCUAUUUCAAGCAUCUCUAAAGGCUAUUUCAAGCAUCUCUAAAGGCUAUUCCAUCAGCUCUGCAAAGUCUGAAAACUUAAGUAAACCCUAUAAGAUUAAUUUUGCCACACCUCAGCUGAAUUUACCAAAAGGAUGGGCCACUUUUCUGUUCUAAUAUUGAUCCAUAUCCUUUUGAUAUUAAGACCAGUAGAAGGCGAGAAUAAUGAUGGACACUGCUAUGAUCAUGAUGAAUCAUCGUGUUCAAAGAAAGGUAGCUUGAAGAAGGAGGAGACAGCCGUCAAUACUGGAGGUUUCAGUUUUUGGGGUGCAUUUAAAAAAGUUGGUAGAGCAGCAAUAAAUAAAGUACAUGAUUUUUCGAUGGAAGUAGCAAACAAUAUUGGUGAAAUUUUAAGAACUGUAAUUAAUGAAGAGGCACUGAAUGCUACAAUAAGUGCUGGUAAAGAUGCUCUUAGUCAGAUCUUUGACUCAAAUAACACAGUAACUGCAGUUGGCUCAAAAGUUUUAUCAGUCUCAAUACUAGUUGGAGUUAUGUUCAUAAAUUAUUUUCUGAUACAUUAUUUUUCAUUGCUUAGUUUAUUAACAUUAGAUGCUGGCAUAGCACUACUUCAUGGAAUAUUUGGGCCACUCCAAAUAAUUAUCUGGUUUAUUACUGGCUGCAGUCUUAUAUCCCAAGGACUAUUGUAUACUCUCUAUUAUCCUCAAUUUUCAGCUACAUUGCUCAUACUUUUAUUUAUAUUCAGUUGCUGUUGUUGGCCGUAUUUGAGACGCCAGUCGAGGUAUCUCAGGAACUCAUCAGACACUGUAUUUGUGAUUGAAGCUCAACUAGAGAGGCUGGAGGCUCAUCUUGCACAGAGGAAGGAAAGAGAUAAAGAAAUAAAAGCUCAACUUGAUAGAAUAGAGGGAAUAUUAGAGAAAGACAGUCCUUAAACCACUUUAUUGUAGUAAAGUUUUAUUCUACAUGUACAUUAAAUUUUUAACUUUCAACCACAUUGUGUCAUGUGGACAGCUUCUUUACUUAAAUUAAGCCACUUUACUUAAAUUGUUAAAUUAAAAAUUAAAUUAAAUUUCAUUUACUUUGAUAUCUAUGCCAUAGAUAAUUAACACUACGUAACUGGAUAGGAAGAUUAUAUACGGUACUGUAUACCAAUGAAUGAUGUCAUCACACAUUAUAA
Amphimedon queenslandica is the source of this 1313-nucleotide messenger RNA. RefSeq lists its product as uncharacterized. The transcript is spliced from 3 exons. The record is from RefSeq and is a predicted model, not a curated record. The coding region runs from base 274 to 1068 and encodes 264 amino acids. NCBI's taxonomy places the organism in Eukaryota, Metazoa, Porifera, Demospongiae, Haplosclerida, Niphatidae.